Molecule: messenger RNA, 1362 nt
Organism: Neurospora tetraspora
Lineage: Eukaryota; Fungi; Ascomycota; Sordariomycetes; Sordariales; Sordariaceae
Exons: 3
Coding region: 1-1362 (453 amino acids)
Source: RefSeq, a predicted model, not a curated record
AUGCCGCCUAGGACAUCCCUCACUUCUUCGUUCUCGAUCACCGACGCCAAUAAUGAGGUUGUGUGUCCGUUGCGCAACCAAGAUGGCUCAAGUUGUCGCAAGCGCUGCAUAGGUGAGAAGAGAUAUCGCUCUAUGCAGGAGCACAUUCGUCGAGCACACCCGGAGCACUACAUCUCCAAGCUCCCUGCCACCGAGGAGAGCUUCUUGCUUAUGAUCAAGACGCAACCAAACGAACGACCUCAAAACCAGCCAACUUCAGGCCCUUCUACGCAUGCAGGUCAGGCUAAGGGACUUUCGCAUGCUUAUCACAGAGACGGCUCGAGUGCUCCAGGGACACCUCGAAAUGGCGAGGAGCAGUAUACAGGAGCUGCACUGCUCCCUGCUGCAGCCGCCCUUGCACAGCUACACAACCACAAAAUGGAGCAAGGCUGGGAAUCAGAUAAUGACUGGCAUUCGGAUCACGAAGGGAAGAGAAGGCCGAGGUCAUCGAUUGAGUUGCCCCCAAUACACCUCACAAACGCCGAUGUGACGAGCGCACCUUACUCCGGUUAUGACUCGGGAAGACCAAGAGAAAUUUUACCUUCAAUCUUAUCAAACUCGCCCCCUGGCCGAUCAUCAACUCUUCCGCCACUGCAUCGGACAUUAGGCCCCACUCGCACUCGAAGGCAGUCGAUAUCCAAACGAGGCCACCAAAGCAAGAGAUCCAAAGGUGCUACAUCUGAAUGGCUUCGUCGGCUACAAAAUGAUAGCCAGCACGAGCUUCUGCGACCCGGAGGCAGCGACAGGAAAGCCUUAUCCGCCGAGCCUUCGGCCGAUUUUGGAAAGCGCUGGGAGGAUCUUAUCGAUGCAGCCACUUCAGCAACGGAAGACAUAGACGAGGAUAGGACACCAGUGAGUUCGCAAGGCCCUUCAAAAUUCAAUCCACAUCUGACCAGUCAGAUUCCCCGUUCACCUGUAUCGAUUCAUCGAUCAUCUUUGCCUCCUCUCCAGCAGCACCACAACUAUACAAGUUAUCAAGCAUCGCCGCUGCAGCAGGCGCUCACUCCGCCAUCGUACAAUCCUGAGGCUACGGAUGCCUUCCCAUCGGUCGAGAGUGGCGAAAGCGGAGAGAACUUCCAUAUCGGAUCCCGGGGACUGUCGGAUUCAUCUCCGAGCUACUCUUCGCAAAAUACGCAAAUUUACUGCGCUGCGUGCCGGGAAGUAUCUUUGCUUCGGGAGUCUUAUGCGUGCACCGAAUGCAUAUGCGGCUUGUGCCGGGCAUGCGUCGAUGUUCUGAUGCUUGAGCAAGGAGCCCGUCGGAAGUGUCCGAACUGCGCUACGAUAGGGGGCCGUUUCAAGCCGUUCCAACUUGAUAUUAGGUAA